Molecule: messenger RNA, 4461 nt
Organism: Sordaria macrospora k-hell
Lineage: Eukaryota; Fungi; Ascomycota; Sordariomycetes; Sordariales; Sordariaceae
Source: RefSeq, a predicted model, not a curated record
AUGCCUAGUAGGCUACCGCAAUCUUUGCCGCAACGGCGGCCCUCCGAUACCCAACCGGAACCCCUUCAGCCUCGGGUUACAGCAGGAAACAGAAAUUCAAAGAUAUUGGGCAACACCACAUCGAUUAUAUCAGCGUCAUCCAGCCGACUACCUGCGCCGACCUCGAAACCCCGAAAUGUGCUUAGGAGGAAGAACUCAGGGAUAUCACAAGAGGUAGUGAACAGCAUCCGCAAAGGCUCCCGAGACGAGACCGGAAACCACUCAAAAACAAGCUCGUCCUCAUCGGCUUCCAACCCUCGAUCCCAGAUCUCAAUCGACUCCUCAGCCAGUUCACGCUCCGACCGCAACCCGGCAUCAAACUCGAUGGAAAUCCGAGUAGCUCACCAAGUCGAAGUUGCGGUAGGCGCACCGCAACCAUCAACAUUAUACCCAGAGCUGGAUAGAUAUCGCGAUGUCAAAGUGCCAGUCUACAAUGGAAGUUUCGGCAUCGAGGUGCCGUACCCUCUCACCACUCACGAUCUUCCUCCCCCUACGCCCUUGUUCUCCGGAUCUAGCAGUCAGAUGAGUGGCUUCAGCAGCAGCCCGUGUACAAGAUUCUCCGAGUCACCAGGACCUGGUCCGUAUAGCCGAGACACCACGCCUACGUCCAUGUCCUCUCAGUCCCCCGGCAUGGUGACGCCUUUACGAUUCCCCGGAGCAGGUGUCAGGAUGAGACAGGUUGACGCGAUUCAAACAAGACCACCAGUCAGCAGGAGAAGAGGAGGAAGCAUAUCAAAUGAGUUGGAUCUGGUCAGCGCCGACCCUCAGGGUUUGCCAUCAGUCAGGGAAUCCUUGACCUCGUCGUCUUCCAACUCGACAGUCCGCGAGCUUGAAAGGAAGGAUUCCAAGAAGAGAAAGCAGCUAUCACGGCUUGCGCCUAGCCCACCACCACGCAUAUCGUCACACAAAUUUACCAAGAGCCACGAUGGAAGCUUGUCCCCGCCGAGGCCCUGGCGUGCGCCACCGACGCAGCCAACGGCACCAGCGGCACAACUGUUGCCAAAGCCAGGCUCGUUCUCUCGACCUCGUCCCGCCCAAACUGCCCAACAGGUUCCACCUCCGAGAGGACAGCCUCCUCGCCGCCCGAGCCGAGAUGGAACCCCGGAUCUUUACUCUCAAAUAGGUCUACCCGUGCCCGUAAUCCAGAGUAACUUGACAUCUGCACCAUCAGAGAAGAGAUCAAGCAAACUUAUGGCACCGGCAACCGUUGCCAGGCCUGGCUUGCUAUCUUCAACUUCCGACACACAUGUUCAUUUACUCAGGCCAGCCAUCACCAGAGAGGCAACGCCAGCGCCAAAGAUGUCCAGGAUGGGGGAAGAUGCGAGUACCAUCAAGGCCGAACCAGGAAGGACCAUCCGUACGCCAAGCCCUGGUGUCUCGACGUUUCGACGUUUCCCCCUUUUCGGCCGACGGACAAAGACAGCGAGGAAAGGCCCUGCAGCGGGAACUGGCCACGAAGGCUAUGGGUGCGUCGGGCCAACACGCCGUAGGAGCAACAGCCUUGCAAACACUAGCCGAGCGAUCCCUGGGACGAUGAGUUCGCAAGAAAGCAUUGGCACCAGUGAUUCCUUCUUGUUGGAAAGGAUGGCACCUGUCGUUAUUGCAGGCGGUGAAAUCAUCGAGAACAGGAAUGUCGGUUCGGAAAUGAGCCGGACUGAAAGCAGUCAAAGUGUCACGCGCGAGCGACCCAGCGUGGAAUCCCAGAACGGCUCGCAAGUCUCUCUUAACUCCACCCCUCGGAACACUUUGUGGCCGUCUGCAUUCCCUCGCGCUGGUCAACAUGCACUGAGCGCGUCUGUUAGCAGCCGCAGACCCUCUGAGAGCAGUGAGUCAGAGGCUCCGAUUAUCAAGUCGACGUUGGCUUUGCGGAGAUCCAUACAACGGUUGAAGUCUGGAGAGAAGGAACCCCCAAGGAUUCCGGCUCCUAUCGUCACUCAACCCCAUGUUACGUCUCCCUCGAUCACUAGCAUUGAUGUCAGUGUCCUGAUGACGGACGACUCCAUGCUGGCUCCGUCAAUUGACGCCGCUCAGGGUAUUAAGGCACCAGAGGGACCCAAGAACCUUUCUGGACCCAAGCGCCUGAUGAAGCGAGCUCGUUCUCCGCGAAAAUGGAACUUCUUUGGAAGGAACCACAGCCAAUCUGCUCCAGAGCCAAAGAAGGUGGAUGUUCCCGAGAACAUCGCUCCAAUGGCUGCUGUGGCGGCGACAGUCAAGGUCGUUCAAAGCAAGCCGCUGGCAUUCUACACCAUGAUGGACUCGUCUGAACAGGAAGAUACCGAUAUUCCGGAUUUGGAGGAAGUUCUUCGCGAUGCUAAGAGCCCGGACUCUCCAACUCGCAAGCAGAUUCCCAACCCUCAGCACAAACAGUCGGAAGAGCGCAGACCCUCCGUAACGCAAGAGAACACGCAAGACAGCGUCCUUACUUCGAAGGCCACUAUCCAGGCUCCGACAGUCGCUGAGCCUGAGGACAUGUCCCCGGUCAGGUUCCCUAAGCUUCCGCCCCCACCGUCAAUGCUUCCACCAGUUCCAACGCAAGCUGGGAACACCACCAGUCCUGCACAAGGCCGUCCAAGCCGACUCCCUCAGGUCGGCAGGAUUCCAAAAGUCAUCAGUGCUCGUGCUGAACAGAUCUCACCCAAGAGUUUCUCCCGGCCGUUCCAUAGACUUAGUGUUCAAGCCACGCCAUCCAAGAUGGAUCUUCGGGAUGCAUACUCCAUUGCUAAGGGGCCGAGUCCACCCAGGCCAUCGACGCCGGUUGGAAUGGAAGCCCUGGUGCUGACUCAAAGUCCGGGAUCGAUGCUGCCAGCUUAUUACAGCCAGAUUGGACAGGAGUUUCUCACUUUCUCACCAAGGAAGGGCUCUCAAUGUACCACCAAUACCACGACUUCCAGCAGCUCUGGAGGAUUCAACUUUGCUGAGGCUACUGCAGUCAUUCCUGAUCCUGAUGCACCACUGGCUGAGGAUGAGGUUUGGGAUGAAUAUGAUGACUUGUUUGGGGCAGAAACGUUGAAGCAGCGUCAAUCCACACAAUCCAUACGAUCCUCUUUCGGGAACCAGUUUCACUUGGAGAAGUACACGGCGACCCCAACAAGACGCAUCGAGCCACCCCUGGAGUCCCCAACUCUUCGCUCUCAGUUCCAAGAACAACAGGUGCAAAGUCUUACACAUAUUAUGCACUCGGAAAGAAUACCUGUCAGUUCCAGCGUCUACAGUUCGGACAUGGCUGAGAAGGUGAAGCAACUCUUGGCUGAUCAUCCCAGUCCGAGGUGCUCAUUGGAACCUCAGAUGCCCGAAGAGCCUGUGAUGCAGCCGCAGAAUGAGAUCGUGAACAAGCAACUUGAACAGGAGCAAGAGCUUGAGGUUGAAAAUCAAACCAGUAGCCUUCCUGUGAAUGAUCCACGGCGGUCCGACUCGAGUGGCUGCAGUCAAAGCUCAGAAGAUGGCUCGCCACUUGCAUUAGUCAACUUGCGCGUCGGGUCCAUGACUGUGAGCAAGUGGCUUACCUUCGGGCAUGUGCUCUUCAGUCCGGUCCGAGAUGAGCUGCUCAACGAUGUGGGCUCGCUGAAGCGUCCUUCCAUUCUCGUCAUUGACGGUCUUGGCAACGACGACUGGUCGUUUUAUGCGGCCGAGACAUAUCCAGCAGCCACGUUCUUCAACCUUUCGCCUCGCCCCCCUCGUCCAGCUGCUCGCAAUGGCUCAACUGGUCUCCCUCUUAGUCCUCCGAAUCAUUACCAGACGCAAUACAUGUCACACACGGGCAAAUUCCCUUUCGGCGCGGAGAGUUUUACGGCUGUGGUUUUCCGCUUCCCAGCUGCGGCUCCCGAGGCACACUAUCGAAACAUCAUCUCUGAGGCUCGGCGUGUCCUCAAGCCUGGUGGCUACAUUGAGCUCUCGAUCCUGGAUGUUGACUUGAACAACAUGGGCAACCGCGGACGUAAGGCUGUCCGCCGCCUGAAGGAGCGUGUCAACGCCAAAUCCCCCGAUGUCAGUCUUGGGUCGACGUCGGAUCUCAUCCUCCGACUACUUGGCAGAAAGGGGUUUGUCGAUCUGAAGACUUGCCGUGUUGGCGUUCCAGUCGCUAGUGUCAUUCCACGAUCGUCUGGAAGCGAGAACAGUAAAAGCAGCAAGGCCGCUGGCAAGGGCAAGACCAUUAAGGAUGAGCGCAGUCUUCCCGAGAUGAUCGGCGACGGAAGCCCGGUAGCAGAUGAAAGCAUCACCAAGAUGGUGGCAAAGGUGGGACGAUGGUGGUACAGCCGAUGCUAUGAGAGCGCUGCUGGUACCGGCAUUGGGCCAGGAACUCUAGGGAGCAUGUGGAGAGACAAAGCCCUCCUUGCCGAGUGUGAGGAAUGGGGCACGAGUCUCAAGCUCAUGGUGUGCCACGCCCGAGUUCCUGAUGGGAGACCUCGCCUUGCAAGCAUCUAA